AUGGUAUACAUCAAGAAUACUAACAAUGUUUCUUUUUUUAGGGCUAACUUGAGAACUCAAAAGAGACUUGCUGCUAGUGUCAUUGGUGUUGGUAUGAGAAAAGUUUGGUUGGACCCAAACGAAACCACUGAAAUUGCCAACGCUAACUCCAGAAGUGCCAUUAGAAAAUUAUACAAGAAUGGUACUAUUGUUAAGAAACCAGAAACUGUUCACUCUAGAUCUAGAGCUAGAGCUUUGAAAGAAUCCAAGAGAGCUGGUAGACACAUGGGUUACGGUAAAAGAAAAGGUACCAAAGACGCCAGAAUGUCAUCUCAAGUUUUAUGGAUGAGAAGAUUAAGAGUCUUGAGAAAAUUAUUGGCUAAAUACAGAGAUGCUGGUAAAAUUGAUAAACACUUGUACCACAACUUGUACAAAGCUGCCAAAGGUAACACUUUUAAACACAAGAGAUCUUUAGUUGAACACAUUAUUGCUGCUAAAGCUGAAGCUUUGCGUGAAAAGGCUCUUAAAGAAGAAGCUGAAGCUAGAAGAGUUAGAAACAGAGCUGCUAGAGAAAGAAGACAACACAGAUUGGCUGAAAAGAAGGAAGCUUUAUUUGCUGAAGCCACUAACUAA
This is a messenger RNA of Candida dubliniensis CD36, 612 nucleotides long. It is a transcript of the gene RPL19A, whose product is annotated as 60S ribosomal protein eL19. The record is from RefSeq and is a predicted model, not a curated record. The transcript is spliced from 2 exons. Lineage: Eukaryota; Fungi; Ascomycota; Pichiomycetes; Serinales; Debaryomycetaceae. Gene Ontology annotation, biological process: translation. Gene Ontology annotation, molecular function: RNA binding; structural constituent of ribosome. Gene Ontology annotation, cellular component: cytosolic large ribosomal subunit; ribosome. Bases 1 to 612 code for a protein of 203 amino acids.